AUGGACUUCAUGGAACUGCACUUGGGAGCGGUUUUGUUGUGGGUCCUAGUGUUGGAUUUCUGUGGUUGGGCUGAGGCUGGUAUCCUGUACCGUGUCCAGGAGGAGCAGCCGCCCAGCACGCUGAUAGGCAGCCUGGCAUCAGACCAGGGCCUGCCAGACUCUGGUCACCUUUACAAGCUAGAGGUGGGCGCUCCAUACCUGCGUGUAGAUGGGAAGACAGGGGACAUCUUUACCACAGAAAUUCCCAUAGACAGGGAGACACUGAGAGCCUGCCGCAGCAUGGUCAGGGGCAAGCCCUGCUUCCUGGAGUUUGAAGUGUCUGUCACAGACCUGAUCCACAACCAGAGCCCCAGGCUCAUCGAGGGUCGCAUCGAGGUCCAGGACAUCAACGACAACACUCCGCAGUUCCCCUCCCCCGUGCUCACCAUCUCUGUCCCAGAAAACACCCACAUGGGGGCGCUGUUCUCCAUCCCCCUGGCCACAGACAGGGACUCGGAGAGGAACAGGGUGGCCGACUACGCCCUAACCGCGGGGCCAGAUGCAGCAACUCUCUUCGGCCUGCAAGUGGCAGAGGACAGGGGAGAGAAGCUGCCCCAACUCAUCGUCCUGGGAAGUCUGGAUCGGGAGCUCAAGGACAGUUACGACCUGAACAUUAAGGCUGUGGACGGAGGUAACCCCCAGCGCUACAGUAGUGCCUUGCUGAGAGUGGUGGUUGCAGACGCAAACGACAAUGCGCCAAAGUUUGACAAGGCCACGUAUGAUGCUGAGGUGUCAGAAAACAGCCCUGUGGGACACUCUGUGUUGCAGGUGAAAGCCAAUGACUCUGACAUGGGCCCCAAUGGAGAGAUAGAAUAUACGCUACACCAGGCAUUAGAUCCAGUGCCAAAACUCCUGCGCAUUGAUCACUCCACUGGCAUCAUCUAUGUCAAAGGGCCUUUGGAUCGGGAAGAAAUCAGCGAUUUGACAUUUUACGUAGUGGCCAGAGACAAAGGUCCCCAACCCAAAAGUUCCAAGACCUUUGUUACCAUCGAGGUGACUGACCAGAACGACAAUUCCCCUGCUGUGGAGAUCCGUGGGAUUGGCCUGGUGAGCCACAGUGACGGUGUGGCCAACAUAUCAGAGGACAUGCCCGUGGGCACGGCGGUGGCCUUGGUCCAGGUGUCUGACAGGGACGAGGGGGAGAAUGCAGUGGUCACCUGUGUGGUGGCAGGGGACGUGCCUUUCCAGCUGCGCCCAGCCAGUGACUCGUCCACUGACAACAAAAGAAAAUAUUUCCUGCAGACCACCACCCCACUGGACUAUGAGAAGGUAAGGGAAUACCGUGUGGAGAUUGUGGCUGUUGAUUCUGGCAAUCCAGCACUCUCCAGUACUAACUCAUUAAAGGUGCAGGUGACUGAUGUUAAUGACAACUCUCCAGUGUUUUCCCUGACCCUAUUCGAGGUUAAUUUUGCAGAGGAGAACCAGCCAGGGGACAAGGUUGUGGACGUGGUUGCCACAGACCCUGACAGUGGCACUAAUGCAGAGCUUGUCUAUAGCAUCGUAGCAGACACAUCUACUAGAGGCCUGUUUGAGAUUGACCCUGACUCAGGGGAGGUGAGGGCACAAAGCCCUCUGGACAGAGAACAUAGAGCACAUUAUGAGUUCAGGGUCACCGCGGCCGAUAAAGGCUCCCCCAGUCACAGAGGAACAGCCACGGUCGUGGUCAAUGUCCUGGACCGCAAUGACAACGACCCUAAGUUCAUGCUGAGUGGCUACAGUUUCUCUGUUCUGGAGAACAUGCCCCCACUCAGCGCUGUUGGUAUGGUGACGGUGCUGGACAUAGAUCAGGGAGAGAACGCAAGAGUGCAGCUCUCUGUGGAGCCAGACGGAGGAAGGUUUGUGGUUCAGAACGGAACAGGAACCAUCCUGUCCAGCAUCUCCUUUGACCGGGAAAAGGAGAGCAGUUUCAGCUUCCGUCUGAAGGCCGUGGAUGGGGGAGAGCCUCCCAGGUCCUCCUAUGUAGGCGUUACCAUCAAUGUCCUGGAUGAAAACGACAAUGAUCCUGUGGUCACCAAGCCCUCCAACUCAUCCUUCAGACACCUGUCCCCUCUAGGUUCCCCAGACAGCCGUGUGGAGCUAGUGGAAGCUGAAGACCUGGACACUGGGCCCAAUGCAGAGCUGUUCUUCAGCAUCACUGGAGGAAACCCUUAUGAACUCUUCAGCAUCUCCUCCACUACUGGGGAGAUCACCCUGGCCAAGGAGCUUACCCAGAAACAUGGUGGGCUCCAUCGCCUGGUGGUUAGGGUGAGUGACAGAGGCAAGCCUGCACGCCACACUACUGCCCUGGUGCACAUCUUCGUCAAUGAGACCAUCUCUAACGUCAGCCUGGUGGAGGCGCUGGUGGGACACAGUCUCUACACGCCUCUGGAGACAGACAUCGCUGGUGACCCUGACUACGGCCUGGCCGCCCAGCGCAGUAACAUCCUGUACGGCAGCCUGGCUGGAGUGGCAGGCGUUGUCAUGGUGAUUGUGGUGGUGGUGUUUAUCCGCCACCGCAUUCAGAGGGAGAAGAAGAGUGGCUACCAGGCUGGCAAGAAGGAGACCAAGGACCUUUACACCCCCAAGCAGGGGCCCAAGAACGGCAAAGGCAAGAAGGGCAGGAAAGGAAAGCCCUCCAAGUCCCCUAAGCCCUUGGGAGAGGAGGAAGAGGUCAGCCUCCAGAAGAGUCUCAAGUUCAACCUGGAUGGGGUCAACAACAGCCCCAGGAUCCACCUGCCCCUGACAUAUCCCCCAGGUAGCCCUGACCUGGGCAGACACUACCGGUCCAACUCUCCCCUGCCCUCCAUCCAGCUGCAGGCCCAGUCGCCCUCGGCCUCCCAGAAGCAUCACGUGGUCCAGGACCUCCCUGCCACUAACACCUUCGUAGGGAUUGGAGGAGAUGACAACUCAACAGGUUCAGACCAGUACUCGGAUUAUAGCUACAAGGCCAGCCAGCCAAAGUACAACAGCAAACAGCUCCCCCAUCGCAGAGUGACAUUCUCCACAACCAAUCCGGUGCAGGAUCUGCAGGAUGCAUCUCAGCACAGUUACUAUGACAGCGGCCUGGAGGAGUCAGAGACGACCAGCAGUAAGUCAUCGUCUGGCCCCCGUAUCGGGCCCCUGACCCUGCCUGAGGAUCACUACGAGAGGACCACCCCAGACGGCAGCAUUGGGGAAAUGGAGCACCCUGAAAAUGAUAUGCGUUCCAUUCCUGAUGUGGCCAUGACUGGUAACUGUACUCAGGAGUGCAGUGAGCUGGGUCACUCAGACGCCUGCUGGAUGCCUGGGCAGCCCUCCCCAGUGCGCAAGACCAGGAAUCCCCCCAAACUCUCCACCUUCGUGCCUUACCAGGAGAGAGGAAGCCUGGGUCGCCUGGCCAACGGGAGCGCCAGGCUGGGUGGCGAGGAGCACCGAGCCAGCCUUCCGCCCUCCCGUAGUGCCUAUUCCAACAGCGGCCAUGCCCCUAGGCAGGACUGCCCCAAGGAGGAGGUGCCCCUGAGCGUGGCCUCUGAGUUCCUGCCCACCUCCCCUCCUAGCCACACCCCCAAACAAGAGAUCUACCUGUGAGAAAGCCUCACCUCCCACAUCUGAUUGGUGCACAGAUAGAGGAGGAGCCACAGAGACACACCCACUUUAGAAAAAGAAACAUGCUCUUAGGAUCUGAAAUGUCCAUUUCUUGA
Salvelinus namaycush (lake trout) is the source of this 3698-nucleotide messenger RNA. Its product is annotated as protocadherin-1-like. The record is from RefSeq and is a predicted model, not a curated record. Gene Ontology annotation, molecular function: calcium ion binding. The transcript is spliced from 4 exons. Gene Ontology annotation, cellular component: plasma membrane. Bases 1 to 3585 code for a protein of 1194 amino acids. Gene Ontology annotation, biological process: homophilic cell-cell adhesion. NCBI's taxonomy places the organism in Eukaryota, Metazoa, Chordata, Actinopteri, Salmoniformes, Salmonidae.